AUGUCCUCGAUUCUGAUGACUACGCCUGUUCCCAUUUCAACGUCAACUACACCAUCGCCAACUCAUUUAUUGUACUUUGGUGAUUCAGUCCAUUGGUCAUUUCAAGAAAAGCCUACGGAAAGUGCUGAAAAUGCAAAUGCCUUAUACGAAACAUCUGAAGAAUCAGAUAUUGCGGAAGAAGACUUGGCAGCAAAAUUUGCAGCAGAUUUAUGUGCUGAUGAUCGAGCUGAUGGCACAGUCAUAACUUAUGAUGAAGAUGAUAAGUAUACGAAAACAAAACGUCACGUUAACUUUGAUAGUACACCGGAAAUUCAGAGUUUUGAUUCAUUGAUCAAAGACGGCUUCUGGGCACCUGACUUAACGUUGAUAUAUUCACCAAAAUUCUCUGAUCAGGAUGUGAUAUUCGGUUUAGAUGCAGGAGCAGUACUUUAUGGACGAAAAGCAAGUAAUGUCAACCGACCGGAUAUGCUUAAUGUUUCAGCGUUUGGUGAUCAGAUGUUUGGCAUCAUCAUUAGUGAAUAUGUACCUAACACGUUUUUUGCUCAUGUUUACGAUGAACGUGUGCCAAUUAUACGUGAAACAUUACGUGCCCAGAAUUUACCAAGAUUCAUAAAGCCAGUAGCAAAGUUUCUCUGUGGUCGUUGUGAACUUCAGUUAAUAGCCAAUUUAACUAGAAGACCUUAUAUUACUAUCAACAAAAAUGGUGUUAAAAUGGAUAUUCAAGUUGAUUUGGCAAUUAGAUUCUUAGCUAAAACAAAACAGCAUGUUAUUGUAAAUGGAAAUGCAGCGUUAGAUAUUACAGUUCGACCUUAUCUGAAGCAUAGUAGGCUAUAUGGUGAUGUUGCUUUGACAAGCAUUGAUAUAAAAUUGAAGGAGAUGGGAAUUGGUGGAAUAUUUGCCAAUUCUGUGCGUAAAGCAUUUAAUGCAAUUAUACCCAAAAAACUUUGGCCAGCGAUUAAAAAACGCUUGCGAUUCGCAUUUAAUCAACGAGGUAUUCGAUUGCCUGUGAUGUGUGGAGUCGAAUUGGAGAAGCCAUCAUUGAGUUACAUCCAUCAUGCUAUAGUUAUCGAUACUGAUUUUAGCUAUGAUUUACAACGAUUUGUGCGAAAAUUUAAAUCGUAUAUUCAUGCAGAAGUGGCUCGAGCAAGGAAAAAAGAGUUGAUGGAAAACGAAGAAGAUUACUAA
This is a messenger RNA of Thelazia callipaeda (thelaziosis nematode), 1185 nucleotides long. The record is from the annotation of a GenBank genome assembly. Lineage: Eukaryota; Metazoa; Nematoda; Chromadorea; Rhabditida; Thelaziidae.